This is a messenger RNA of Symphalangus syndactylus (siamang), 1327 nucleotides long. It is a transcript of the gene ELOC, whose product is annotated as elongin C. Gene Ontology annotation, biological process: ubiquitin-dependent protein catabolic process. Lineage: Eukaryota; Metazoa; Chordata; Mammalia; Primates; Hylobatidae. The record is from RefSeq and is a predicted model, not a curated record.
GCGGGUGGGUGGAGUUAGGAGCAUGGUAGCCCUGUCGCUUUUCCUUUCUGCUUGUUCCUCGUGUCUGCUCAGAUUAGUUAUUUUCUUGAAGUCAGUCUCUAGCCCAAGGAGAGGUCUCUCGCUUCUUCUAGUUGCAGUACCCGAGAAGUUUACCUUCUGGGUAACUUGUUAGGUGAUCUGUGCUCGACUUCAUGAGUUGGGGAUUUCGUGCAUCUACUGCCCGUCUAGUCUUGUCUGUAAGGAGGUAUCUAGUGUGAAAUACUGUGCCCAUUGAGUUUCUCUUAAGGAACUGAGAUCUGUUUAGUAACAUAUAACUGUGGAGUUUGUGCCAUUUAGAGUGAGCAUUUCUACCCCACAUUGCUUUUAGUGUAGAAAACCGAAAUUCUUUUUUAGGGGGCCGGGGGAGACAGACUUGCUCUUGUUGCCCAGGUUAGAGUGCAGUGGUGCGUUUUCGACUUGCUGCAACCUCUGCCUCCCAGGUUCAAGUGAUUCUCCUGCCUCAGCCUCCCAAGUAGCUGGGACCAAGGCGCAUACCACCACGCCUGACUAUUAUUAGUAGAGACGGAAUUUCGACAUGUUGGCCAGUGACCCAAAAUGACAUAUGUCUGAUCUCAUUUACAUUAUAAUCAUGUUGUUGAAACGUAGCAGUUUACAUGUGGAUUUAUUCAUUCUGGAGAUACAAUGGCAAGGAAACAACUGUGGAAACUACUAAAGUUCCUGGGGAAGCAAAGUAGAAUUUCAUAAGAACAAAAUGGAUGGAGAGGAGAAAACCUAUGGUGGGUGUGAAGGCCCUGAUGCCAUGUAUGUCAAAUUGAUAUCAUCUGAUGGCCAUGAAUUUAUUGUAAAAAGAGAACAUGCAUUAACAUCAGGCACGAUAAAAGCCAUGUUAAGUGGCCCAGGUCAGUUUGCUGAGAACGAAACCAAUGAGGUCAAUUUUAGAGAGAUACCUUCACAUGUGCUAUCGAAAGUAUGCAUGUAUUUUACGUACAAGGUUCGCUACACUAACAGCUCCACCGAGAUUCCUGAAUUCCCAAUUGCACCUGAAAUUGCACUGGAACUGCUGAUGGCUGCGAACUUCCUAGAUUGUUAAAUAAAAUAAAUUAUAAUAAACUGUUAACUCUUUUCAGUAUUUAAUACCUGUAGUUCAGUUAGUAACUUUUUCAUAUAUAGCAUGUUGCCUGUGUGCAGUUGAACUAUAUAAAGUUCAUUGCAAAGCAGAUUAUCUUCUGUUUUUUUGCAUAGCAAUCAAAGUUGAAAUUUGUUUGCUACAUCAACAAAUUAAGGACAUUUUCACAAACUGAGAAAUAAACAAAUAUGCCAAUUCGUA